UACGUUUCUUCUCACAUUGUUAUAUUUUCCUCAUUUUUCGUUUCUCUCUUUCUCUCUCUCCUCUUUCUUUCUCUCUCUAGCUCAAGGAGCAACGGCGGCACCUCCUUCUGCUACGCGACCCCAAUCCUUCUACUCCGGUAGGAGCUGAAUCGCAUCAACCAACUCUGAUCCAACGAUUUCCUUUCAAUUUCGCUUCUAGUUCACUCUAUUCACUUUAGAACAUUUAAAAUGCCUAAGGAGAGAAAAGAUAGGUCUCUGUCACAAGAUAGUAGUAGAACUUCACCUUAUCCAAGCAGCUCAAGUCGUGUCAGAAGAUCUACAUCUAAAACUCCUUUAGAGUCUGAAGAAAAUAUAAAAGAAUGGGAAGAAGCUAGGUGUCCAGUCUGCAUGGAGCACCCCCACAAUGCAGUUCUCCUCAUAUGUUCAUCCCACGAGAAGGGGUGCCGCCCAUACAUGUGCAACACUAGCUAUCGCCACUCAAACUGUCUGGAUCAGUUCUGCAAGUCAUUUGCAGAGCCCUCGCCACCAACCAUUCCUCUUGUAGAAAGUGAAAUUUCAAACUCUGACUCACCUCAAGAUCAACCUCAAGACAGCACUGAAGCUAAUAUCGUCGAUGUACAAGAAGAAACCAGCGAGGGAUUUGUUACAAUGCAAUCCUUGUCCUGUGAAGACGAGACAAAAUCAAAGCUAGUAUGCCCUCUGUGUAGAGGACAAAUAAAAGAGUGGAAGGUAAUGGAUGGGGCUCGUCAUUUCAUGAAUGAAAAAUCUAGGAGCUGUUCUUGUGAGAGCUGCAACUUUACUGGUACAUAUACAGAUCUCAGAAAGCAUGCAAGAGUUGAUCAUCCUCUUGAGCGCCCAUCUGCGGUAGACCCAGAGCGUCAGCGUAACUGGAGGAGGUUGGAGCGGCAGAGGGAUCUUGGUGACCUGCUUAGCACACUUCAAAAUUCCUUUGGGGAAAAUAGGGUUGAUGAUGGCCUUGGGCUUGCUCCUAUAGAUGAUGGUGGUUUGCUAGCUGUAUUCUUCCUCAUUCUUCAACCUUCAUCUGUAUCUAGAGGUACCACAGGCACUAGACUCCAAAUGAGGAUUAGGAGACCCUCGAGACUCUGGGGGGAAAAUUAUGAGGCAGAAUCUGGAUCUGCUACUAGAGAUAGAGAUGAUACAACAAAUGAGUCUUCAGAUGGAGGCUCUGAUAAUAGGAGGCGCCGCGUUAGAAGACGGGUUCAAACACCUGACAGACAGCCAUAACUUGGAAAACCGGAUAUGUCAAUUUGAAUUGUUGAUGAUGUUCCCAAGUAAUAGGUGGAACAGCAAGAGAGAGAGAUGGGAGUUUCCAGCUUGGAUAUUCAAAUCUGCUAUAGCAAGUUGAACAGUUAUUGCUGAUUGUCAGAAGGAGAAGGAUGUUAUUCAUUGAGCAUCCCAUAAUCUGUUUAUUUUAACAUUUUUAGCCUUCAUGCAUCUUUGGUGCAAUAUCUCUAGACAAUUGAGUUUGAAAUAAAUUUACUGUUGUGUUUC
Vicia villosa (hairy vetch) is the source of this 1512-nucleotide messenger RNA. RefSeq lists its product as uncharacterized. The coding region runs from base 229 to 1245 and encodes 338 amino acids. The transcript has 3 exons. The record is from RefSeq and is a predicted model, not a curated record. Lineage: Eukaryota; Viridiplantae; Streptophyta; Magnoliopsida; Fabales; Fabaceae.